AAAUUCGGCACGUGUUUCCGAGCGCAUGCUGACGUCGAGAGAAAAGAAAAGAAAAGAGAGGGAGGGAGAGAGAGAGAAGAGGAAGGCGGUGGAGACACACGAGUUAAUCCAGCAGAUACACAGUCGUUUGGCAGAAGGGCUGAAGGGAGUCGGCGGUUUGCAGCUGUUUCUAAGUCAUGCAGUCAGUAGAAAGCUCCUCCACUCAGACGUCACAUGAUUGUCUAACCUUUGGUGACGACGACUCUGAGAUCUUUCUGUCCGAGGAUGAGAAGUCAGGUGAUCACAGUAGCUCAGCCUCGUCCUCCUCUUCCUCGUUACUGGGAUGGUGCAGCACAGAGAGGGAGAGAGAGAAGGACAACAGGAGUGUUGGAAGCACACGUGGAGACAUGCUGUUUGCCCAGAAAUGCUUCGAACUGCAGGGUUUCAUCCAACCACUUUUGGAACUUUUGAACGGACUGAAGAAAGGCCGAUUUGACAGAGGUCUAAGCAGUUUCCAGCAGAGUUUGGCUAUGGACCGAAUCCAGAGGAUCGUAGGAGUGUUGCAGAAGCCACAUAUCGGAGAGAAGUAUCUGCCCACUCUGCUGCAGGUGGAGAUGAUGCUAAAGCUUUGGUUCCCUCAAGUGAACAUUACGCCUACAGGAACAUGUAAAUCUACACAGCUUUCUGCACAAGGAUCAUCCUCCAGCAGCAGCAGCAUCACACCACCACACAAGCAGAGAGACCAACUGCACAUUCCGGUUAAGAAGCGAAGACUAAGCUGGUCAGACACGGACUCUUCCGCUUCUCCGACUCCUGUUGCAUGUAAGUGCUUCCACAUUAAAGGUCAGGAGAAAGAAGAACAAAGCAAAGGUUUGUCUCUCAGCUGCACACCAGCAUCCCACACAGACCAAUCUGACAAGAGCAGCGAGAAAAAAUCCGGACCUAAGGGCCUCUGUUGGGCCGAGCCGGGCAUGACGUGGGUCCAUGUCGCCCCGAUCCCUUCCCCUCCCAAGUCCUGUCCCACCCUCGACGUGAGAGAAGGUGGAGACAAAGACGUCAGAAAUGGCCACUUUCACCUUGCACCUCCUCUUCUGUCCAGCAGGGGCAGUCCGGCAACGCAGGACAACUCCAUCUCCUCGACAACACCCUGCUCCGAGCCAGUGACGGUGACUCUGUCAGAGGGGCGGAGCCUGUCUCCUCCAAUCACAGAGCACCUUUCAAGCCUAUUACAAAGUUAAUGAGUCAGAACUAAACCCAGACAACAGAGACUUGUUUUGGAAAACUUCUGGGGAGUUUUUUGUUUUUUUUAACUGAUUCUUUUUUUAUUAAUAUUUUUACGGAUAUUUUACGGAUAUUUUACGGAUAUUUAGGCAGCUUAGCCUUUUGUGUUUUAAAAAUGAUGAGAUCCAGAAAAAUCAGUAGCAAUGUGCUGAUCAAGUGUGUGUGUGUGUGUGUGUGUGUAGUUACAUCAUAGCAAUUGGCCAACCUUUAAUGCUGGAUGGAUUAAAUCUUCAGUGUAUGAUAACAAAAUGAUGCCGUUAUUUAGACACAAACAGUCAGUAGUUUAGUAGUUUAUUAAGACAUCUGGAGGGAGUUACGCCGAACCAAGUCCACAACACACAGGACCUCAUAUUUUUGUUUCAGAAGGGAACUUGUAGGAGGGAAUGACUACAAAGGCACAACAUUUCACAACCAUUACAAUGAGUAGCAGAGUUCAGAAGUGUGUAGGACCAAAGCAGCCUCAUCUACUGCUGAUCAGAAACGUCUGCCUUGCUGAGCAAACCUUCAGCCUUAUGCCAUAGUUUCUCAGGAUCCAAUGCAUGAGUGUGUGUGUGUGUGUGUGUGUGUGUAUGUAUGAAGCUAUUGCGAGUUGAUUUCCAUAUUAAAUAUGAAAUUAUUCACAUGUACCCAUGAGACUAAAUGAAAAUUCAGUUAAAAGAAGGUUGUGUCCUAUGAGCUCUCCUGGUCAUUUGCAUAGAAGGAGACACACUAAUGUCAAACACAAAGUGGCGUGACUUACUGAAGGUUUUAUUAAUAGGAAUUGCAUUAUUAGUGUUAAACAAUUCAUUGAUUGUAGUGAUGUAGUGUUCAGACCUCAGAGAGCAAAUUUAAAUCUAUAAACCUUUCAAUUAGGACAAAAGAAACAGCACCCUAUAAAAGGAGGAAGUGUGUAUGAGAGUGUGUAUGAGAGUGUGUGUGAGAGUGUGUGUGAGAGUGUGUGUGAGAGUGUGUGUGUGAGAGUGUGUGUGUGAGAGUGUGUGUGUGAGAGUGUGUGUGUGAGAGUGUGUGUGUGAGAGUGUGUGUGUGAGAGUGUGUGUGUGAGAGUGUGUGUGUGAGAGUGUGUGUGUGAGAGUGUGCGUGUGAGAGUGUGCGUGUCUGAGUGUGCGUGUCUGUGAGUGCGUGUCUGUGAGUGCGUGUCUGUGUGUGUCUGUGAGUGUGUGUGUCUGUGUGAGUGUGUGUGUCUGUGAGUGUGUGUGUCUGUGAGUGUGUGUGUCUGAGUGUGUGUGUCUGUGAGUGUGUGUGUCUGUGAGUGUGUGUGUGUCUGAGUGUCUGUGAGUGUGUGUGUCUGUGAGUGUGUGUGUCUGUGAGUGUGUGUGUCUGUGAGUGUGUGUGUCUGAGUGUCUGUGAGUGUGUGUGUCUGUGAGUGUGUGUGUGUGAGUGUCUGUGAGUGUGUGUGUGUGAGUGCAGACUUUAAUCCAAUGAUCACAUUGGAGUGAUCAUUGAGUCACAUUCACACACGGCACGUUACAGUUACAAACAGUUACAGGACAAACUGCAGGGUUUAGUAGUAAAAAGGAUCGAUUUUUUCCUUCCCUGCUAAAUAUACUAGCACUGCGACUCAAAGCACACACUUAUUAACUCUUCUAGAUGGUUACUGAAUCCUCACACUCACACUGUGGGAAUAUUUAAACAGCUCUGCUGUUGCCUUCAGUCCCACCGUUUUCCUGCUGAAACUUCAGAUCGCAGCAGAAAGUUUUAAAUGUUCACCUUUAAGGCUGAAAAGAAUGAAGCUAGAAAUCAUUCUAAAUGACUGUGAAGAGUUCGAAGUGGCCAAGAGUUGGAAUAUGAAGUAAAAGGGAUUAUUAUUAUUAUAUAUAAAUUAUAAUUAUAUAUAAUGAGAAGGUUUUAAAGGUCCAAUAAAGGAAGGAAGUUGUAGCGAUAAAAAAAGACAUUUAGUUCUUGUUCGAAUUUCUGAAAAAUAAAAAAAUAGAUAAACAAUCAAACAAAACACCUCCUCAACUCUGAACUCUUACUCGUCACCUCAGGAUAAACUCCUCCCAUCCAGGCAAUAGCAAAAACAUAAAGUAACACUUCUGACCUCUAAACGAGUCCCAGCACGCCGAGAUAUUCUCUUAAAUCUGACAGUGAUGAUACACUUCACUGCUCUGAGAAGGAAAAUAUCCGCAUCUCAUCACAGUUAGCUGGUUAGGUCGCUGCUAGCAAAAGACGGACAUGGAGGUGGGCAAUAAGCAGGGGUAGAAGAUUGGGGACGUUUAAAGUUGAGCCAAGAGAAGCAACAUUGGGCAAAAGUCCAGUGCCUGAUAUGGUCAGCACACCAGUAGCAGCUCCUCACUGCUUCACUCUUGGAUCUUGGGUGUUGGAUUAGAGACGUUGAGGACUAAAGCUAAAAGUUUGUGUAUGUACACAGCUGUAAGUAACGACUGGGCCAGAAGUCGGACGUCACAUCAGGUGUCACAUGAAGCAAAUAUCAAAGGGACGUAUAAAUAAGGCAAGAAACUAAAGAGCAGUAGGGUAACAUUUCCACUGUGAUGUGAAUGGUGUUUAAUAAUAAUGUUAUUAUUCAGUUCAGUUUUAUUUCUAUAGCAGAUAUGUGAAGAUAGACAACAGAUAUCGUCACACAGAAGCGUUACAGGAAAGUUUUAAAUACAAAACUAUGACCUCAGUGAGAACAGGAGGCAAGGACCAACUCCCUGAGAUGAUGUUGGAAGAAGACCAGACACUGAGAGAGAGACUGCAGAGAGACACACUGUCCAUGUACAUGUCUGUACUCUGGUCAAACAGUGCUAAUGCUAAUGGACUAUUCACUGAUGGAGAAAUUCACUGGCUCUCCAUCACCCGGAGCAGAUGUUCAGUGCUCUUGACUUCUUGGCGUAAGUGUGUUAGAAUCUCCAGUUAUUUGUUUUCUCAUAGAAUUCUUUCAGGAACUGGAUGCAGUCUGUAAUGUGGUGUGAUUAUCUAGAAUAUUGUGUAAGACUGCAAUAAAGGGGGUCAAAGAUCAAGCUCAUGCUUUCCAACACAAUUCCAGCCCAUUUUCAUUAUUUAUUCAUAUGAACACUUUUAUAUGUUUGUUUGGUUAUUUAUUCAUCUGCCCCCGGUGUGAGGGGCGUUUCUUGUACAGUUUUUUUGCAGAGGGCGACAUUUUAGCGGCAUUAGUUUCUGUAGUAACAGAAAGAAAGCAAGGGAAACUUGUGCCUUUUAAUAAAAUAGGAUACGUGUGUUUUAUAUCUGUUUUUUUUUGAUCGUUUGUAGACGUCUGAGUCUAUUAGAAAUGUUGCAGCUUCAUUUAGCAAACAAGAAUCUGUUAUUCUGCACUAAUGUAAGACAAACAGGGCUGAUGACAGAGUGUAAAGGACAGAAGUGACCACGGCACAUCCAGGGAUCCUGCUCUCUGUUAUUUAUCCAGAUUUUAAUCCUUACUUUGUGCUUAUGCAUAUUUUCAACAAUUGUGUGUAAUUAUCAGCAAAAACAAGAGAUUGUGUUGAUUAUUAGAUGUUGUGGAGCUGAUACUUUCUUAGAUGGAAGUAUACCUGUAACUGAUGUACAGCAAAGCAGGCGUUUGAAAAAUUCAAGCAAUAACAUCCUCAAAAUGUAUUUCUGUUAUUUAGAAGCUAACUUCAGAUCUGUGGUCGUGUAUUUAAACUGAUGAUCGCUGCUACAGUCCUGCAACUCGUCUUUAGAACCAAUAACAAAUCAUCGCACUUCUGUUUUUUUUCUUCUCCACAGCCCAACGAACUGUGUCUAAUUAUUAUCUCUGUAUUUAUUUUGAUCUUU
Messenger RNA from Tachysurus vachellii, 4992 nucleotides. RefSeq names its product circadian associated repressor of transcription a (gene ciarta). Bases 177 to 1217 code for a protein of 346 amino acids. The record is from RefSeq and is a predicted model, not a curated record. The transcript has 6 exons. Gene Ontology annotation, cellular component: nucleus. NCBI's taxonomy places the organism in Eukaryota, Metazoa, Chordata, Actinopteri, Siluriformes, Bagridae. Gene Ontology annotation, molecular function: RNA polymerase II cis-regulatory region sequence-specific DNA binding. Gene Ontology annotation, biological process: circadian regulation of gene expression; negative regulation of DNA-templated transcription.